AUGAGCUCUUUAGACCAUGACCUACCAACACAGGCCAAUGGAGCGUUGAAUGGUUUGGCAGAGGCCAGCAUUCACUCCAAUGGGACUUCCCAGACCAAAGAGGUGCCCCUAACACCCGAAAGCUGGUCAGAUCUCGAAGUCAAUGGAUCGUCACCCGAUUCCCCCAUCGCGAUAUGUGGUAUGGCCCUUCGCCUUCCUGGUGGAUUAGCAAGUCCACAGGAAUUUUGGGACUUUCUUGUAGCCAAAGGCGACGCAAGAGGCCGCGUUCCAAAGUCCCGGUACAACAUCUCUGCAUACCACUCUACCUCUGGACGUCCAGGAACCAUUGCAACCGAAUACGGAUAUUUUCUUGAUGAGAGUGUCAAGCUCGGUAGUCUGGAUGCUUCUCGCUUCUCGCUGAGUCGCGCUGAGCUUGAAUUUGCCGACCCACAGCAACGUUUGAUGCUGGAAGUCGUCCGGGAAGCCCUUGAUGAGGCCGGUGAAAUGGACUUCAAGGGUAGCGUGACGGGAUGCUACAUGGGAAGCUAUGGUGAGGACUGGCUUGAAAUGCAAAACAGAGACCACCAACAGACUGGAGUCAACCGAGUUGAUGGCUACAGCGACUUCAUGCUUUCUAGCCGCAUAUCCUAUGAGAUGGAUCUCAAGGGACCAACUAUGACCGUCCGCACUGCUUGCUCUGCGGCACUUAUUUGCUUGCACGAGGCCGUCUCCGCCAUUCAAAGGGGUGACUGCCAAGCGGCAGUUGUGGGGGGUGCAAAUUUGAUCAUGGCUCCUGGGAUGACAGCGUUCAUGACUGAGAAGGGUGUUUUAUCGCCGGAUGGCUCCUGCAAGACCUUCUCUGCUGACGCUAAUGGCUAUGCCAGAGGUGAAGCUGUUACUGCUGUGUAUAUUAAACCACUUGCUGCUGCUAUUCGAGAUGGCAACCCGGUCCGUGCGGUCAUCAGGUCCACUGCUUCGAAUGGCGAUGGCAGAACACCGGGCAUUGCGCAACCCAGCACCGAGAGUCAAGAAGCUCUGAUAAGAAAGGCUUAUGAGAAAGCCGGAAUCACCGACUUUUCUAAGACUGCGUUCGUGGAGUGCCAUGGCACUGGCACGGCAGUCGGUGAUCCUAUUGAAACGAAUGCUGUUGCGCGUGUAUUUGGAGACUCUGGUGUUCAUAUUGGAUCUGUCAAGCCAAACCUUGGACAUUCCGAAGGUGCUUCAGGACUCACGGCCCUCAUCAAGGGUGUUCUAACCCUGGAAAACCAAAAGAUUCCACCGAACAUCAAAUUUUCAAGCCCAAACCCAAAGAUCCCCUUCCAAGAGAGGAAACUUGUUGUUCCAUUGGAGCCAACUUCAUGGCCCGAGUCUUGCCAUGAACGAGUCAGUGUCAAUUCUUUCGGCAUUGGAGGAUCAAAUGCGCAUGUCAUUCUCGAUUCGGCGCGCAGCUUCAAUCUUUCCGAAGAUACGCCUGAGACAACCCAUCAAUAUGAGCCCAGCAAGUCACACUUGCUCCUGUUAUCUGCCAAUUCCGCAUCCUCGUUAGAAGUCAUGACCAACAGCUUCCGGGACUGGGUUGGUCAGAACCCGGAAAGCAUUGAAGACCUUGCAUACACCCUUGCGCAUCGGAGAGAACGCUUGUCCCACCGAUCCUAUUUAGUCGCCAGUGGUGAUCGGCCAUCCGGGGCUCUUAGCCAGGGUCGGAAGGUACCCACCACGUCUCCAAAUUUGGUUAUGUUGUUUACCGGGCAGGGUGCGCAAUGGCCCCGAAUGGGUCGCCAACUUCUGCUCCGCUCCGACUUUUGUUUCCAAAGCAGCAUUCGGGCCCUUGACGGAUACCUCCGAGAUGCUCCGGACGCUCCAAGCUGGACUUUGGAAGAAGAACUUCUGAAACCAGCAAGAACUUCCAAAGUCCAAACGGCAGAGCUGUCGCAACCACUUUGCACAGCUGUCCAGAUAGCCUUGGUUGAUCUCCUUGCAGCUGUUGGUGUGAAUCCCUCCGCAGUCGUCGGUCACAGCAGCGGUGAGAUUGCGGCAGCUUAUGCUUCUGGAGCCCUUACGGCCAAGGAAGCCAUCAUAUCUGCAUGGCAGAGAGGAAUUGCCGCCAAGAAGCAGACGAGGCCUGGAGCGAUGGCUGCCGUUGGGCUGAGUUGGGAUCAGGUGAGCAGUUUCCUGACGCCACCAAAGGUCGUGGUUGCAUGUGAGAAUUCACCCAGGAGCGUUACCCUGUCGGGAGAUGCUGAAGAGGUGCAAUCCACCAUCUCUCGUAUCAAGGAAGCGCACCCUGACGUGACAGCCAAACUGCUCAAGGUCGAAAAGGCGUACCAUUCAUAUCACAUGCGAGAGGUUGGGGGAGAAUACGCCGAAGCCUUGCUCCGUGAUGUCCAGGGCAAUCCACCCUCCGUUCCAUUCUUCUCUUCCGUCACUGGCUCGGGAAAGCCUGAGGAGGUUGCCUUGGACGCAAAGUACUGGCAGAGAAACCUCGAGUCACCCGUUCUUUUCAAGUCAGCAAUUACCGGAGUCCUAGACCAGGUCGACAAUGUCACCUUUUUGGAGGUUGGACCACAUCCAGCACUUGCAGGUCCCGUCAGGCAAAUUAUGACACAAGCAUCGAGCUCAGCACCAUACGUCGGAGUCAUGGAGCGUGGCUCGGACUGCGUUGAGAAUUUCUUGACCGCGCUCGGAAAGUUGUUUGAGCUGAACGUCCCAAUCGACUUCACCAAACUCAUUCCCACAGGAACCUGUCUUCCUAACCUCCCACGGUACCCCUGGGACCACAAAUCCAACUACUGGCGCGAAUCCAGAAUUUCUCAUGAAUGGAGAGAUCGUGAGUUCCCGGCGCAUCCCCUCCUCGGUGUCCGUCAGCUUGAGAGUACGAGCCUUGAGCCCAGUUUCCGAAACAUGCUGCUCAUUGAAAAUGCGAGCUGGCUCCGAGACCACAAGAUUGAGGACAAUGUCAUUUUCCCCUGUGCUGGCUAUAUUUCAAUGAUCGGUGAAGGCAUUCGACAGAUUAGUGGAUCGCAAGAUUCCUUUACAUUGCGAAAUGUCGUACUCAGUUCGGCUCUCGUGUUGUCGGAGGAUGCACCCGCUGAGCUAGUCACUACGUUCCGUCCAGUUCGCCUCACCGAUUCGAUGGACAGCCAGUGGUGGGAUUUCACAAUUGCGUCUUUCAACGGAAACAUUUGGAUGAAGCAUUGCACAGGGCAGGUUGCAUCUGAGAAGAUACAGCCCGUGCAUAAGCCAGAGGAGGGCCUGCUCCCGCGAAAGGUGCAGCGACGGAAGUACUAUGAUGUUCUCUCUCGGGCCGGUAUCAGUUACGGACCCCACUUCCAACGCCUUGAGGACAUUCGGACGGGUACAGUCGAUAAUCGCGCAACUGCUCGCUUGUCAGACGAUGUCUGCGGAGAUGAAGAGCAUUAUCAUAUCCAUCCAGCCGUGAUUGAUGCCUGCAUUCAAUCCGGCCCCCUUGCAGGCACUAAGGGACGUGUCGAGGCGAAACACUACCGGCGAGUGCCAACGAAAAUCGAGAGGGUGACUGUUCAUCGCUGCGAUCCCGCUGCGGAUAUCAAGGUCUCGGCGUCGGCUGUAUUCAUCAAAGGCAGUGGUGAUGUUGUCAGCCGCGUACAAUGCAUAUCGAAUGGCGGUAUUGUGUUGGACAUGGAAGGUGCCAAACUCUCGCCUUUGGAAGAAGCUGAGGAGCUAGGAACAGCCAAGCCCAUGACAUCGGCACGUCUCACGUGGGGACCACACAUCGACUUCCUGGACGUCACCCGUCUCAUAAAGCCUGAGAUUCCCAGGCGUCUAUACACCCCAACUCUCGACGAGCUUGCCCGCCUGUGUCUGGUAUAUUCGGAACGACUGAUUGAGGGAGCUCAAACCAGUCUCCCUCAUAUGACCAAGUACAUGAAUUGGAUGGCACGGGAGGUCCGCGGCUACGGAGACGACUCAUCACUUCUUGCCAUGGAUGGCGCCUCCAUUAAAAGGAAAAUUUCGAGCUUGGUUCAAAAGAUGGCAGGUACACCUGUGGAGGACUGUGCUACUGCCGUUCAGAAAGUGGUCAACAACAUGGAAGGCCUGUUGUCUGGGGAGACAGAUCCUCUCGAAUUAUUGUUGGCCGACAAUACUCUGACGAAGCUAUAUAUUGCGACGGACGCCGUGGACCGAUCUCAACUCAUCCGUCACCUCGCCCACAGCAAGCCUAAUCUUCGCAUUCUCGAGGUCGGCGCAGGCACAGGGGCAUCCACAGCAAGCAUGUUGAAACAUUUGGUUCUGCCUACUGGGCAGCCCCUGUACUCCAAGUACGCGUUCACCGACAUUUCUUCCGCAUUCUUCGUCUCUGCAAAGGAUCAUUUCGAGGACUAUCGCAAUAUUGAGUAUCGCGUUCUGGACAUCAGCCAGAGUCCAGCCGAGCAAGGAUUCGAAGAUGAUAAAUUUGACCUCGUUAUUGCCACCAACGUCCUUCACGCCACAAAGAGUCUAAAUGAGACUCUGAGAAACGUGCGCCAACUGCUCUCUCCUGGCGGCAGACUUCUUCUCCAUGAGCUUGACUCUGCCUCCAAAUGGCCUAACUUCAUUUUCGGCACUCUACCAGGUUGGUGGUAUGGUGGACCAGACGGUCGCCCAGAUCAACCCUAUGUGACCCCAGCUCGAUGGGAGUCAGAGCUCAGAGAUGCCGGUUUUAAUGGCCUGGAUGCAGUCGUACAUGAUGCUGAAGAAGGAUAUCAGCUGAAUGCUAUCAUAGUCGCAAGCCCACAAACCGAGAGAAAGCCUGUCAACAAGACAAUCUCCAUUCUAAGUGAUGAGGUCUGCCCCCAUCUGACCCCCUUGUCCAGAGUUCUGGAGGCCCGAGGCUUCAUGGUCCAGCCAUAUCAACUUGGUCAGGAACUACCGGCAGGGCAAGACAUCAUUUCGCUCCUUGAUUCCACACAGCCCUUCUUCAAAGAUAUUGAUGAAUCUCGCUUCAUAUCCUUCCAACGGGUAUUGGACAACCUUGAACAGUCCGCGCUGUUUUGGGUGACACAGCCAUGUCAAAUUCAGUGUCGUGACCCCAACUAUGCCCAGGUUAUUGGCACCGCUCGUACCAUCCGUACUGAGAUGCUGUUGGACUUUGCCACGUGCGAAGUGGAUCACCUUGGCUCUUCCUUGGAGAAGGUGGUCGAUGUCUUUUCAAAGUUCCAAACAAGAGUGGAGGAUGAGACUUUCAAGCCUGAAUACGAGUACUCCAUUUGCAAUGGCACCGUCAACGUCGGCAGAAUCUAUCCCUUCUCUUUGACUGAUGAACUUUCGUCAACUGCCAUUUCAGAAGAACGCAUCGGCCUCGACAUGGGUAAGCCAGGACGUCUUAAUACUCUGAGAUGGACUCCGCGUGAGAAAAAGAUCCUCCUGAGUGACGACGUAGAGGUGCAACUCCACGCGGCGGGGCUAAACUUCAAGGAUGUCUUGGGCUCAUUGGCAGUAGUCCCCUAUCCGGAGGAUGGUCUCGGGAUCGAGUCCAGUGGUGUUGUCUGCCGUGUUGGUCCCGAUGUCACGGACCUUCGCAUUGGCGAUCGGGUCAUGCUCUUAGGCGAUGGCUCCUUUGGGUCACACGUGGUUACCCCCGAGAGGCUUUGCGCAAAGAUUCCCGCCAGCCUCAGCUUCGAAGAUGCUGCGAGUAUGCCGGCAGUCUUUGCCACUGCAGUUUGCUCGCUGUUUCAUAUUGGCAAGUUGCAAAAGGGACAAUCCGUGCUUAUACACAGUGCCUGUGGCGGUGUUGGUCUAGCUGCUAUCCAACUUGCUCUCAUGGUAGGCGCUAAUAUUUACGCAACCGUCGGAAGCGAGGAGAAGAUCAACCACCUUGUCGAAACCUUUGGACUUCCAAAGAACCAAAUUUUCCACUCCAGGGACACCAGCUUUGUGGAAGGGAUCAUGCGUGAAACAGACGGACAAGGCGUGGAUGUCGCCUUGAACUCUCUAUCUGGAGAGCUUUUACAUGCCACUUGGCGUUGUGUAGCAGAGUUUGGUACCCUGGUCGAGAUCGGAAAGCGUGACUUCCUCGGUGCCGGCAAGCUCGAUAUGGAUGUUUUCCUCGGCAGCCGGACAUAUUCCUGCUUCUACCUUGAUGCACUCAUGGCAAGAAAACAGUCAAAGGUCAAGGAGCUUCUCAGGGAAGUUUUAUGGUACUUUCAGAGUGGCCAGAUCACUCCCGUCAGGCCUAAGAAAGCUUUCAAUGCCUCGGAGAUUGAAGAGGCAUUCCGCUAUAUGCAACAAGGCCAGCAUCUGGGCAAGGUUAUUAUCUCAAUCAGGAACACUGAUGGUAAUCUAAAACUUGAUACUGCAUCCGUCAAGGCACCGAAGGAACUGAACCUGGACAGUGAGGCAUCUUAUCUCCUCGUUGGUGGCCUUGGUGGCCUUGGGCGAGCAGUGGCAAGGCACUUGGCUGAGCGAAACGCACGCCGUGUUGUAUUCCUCUCCAGAAGCGCUGGAAAUGGCCCUGAUGAUCCCGACACCAUCAAAGAGCUCGAAAGCAUGGGAUGUGAGAUACGUCUCGUCAAAGGAAGUGUUUUGCAGCAAGAGGAUGUGACCCGGGCUUUGGAGCAAGCUCCAAAUCUGAAGGGCAUUAUCCAAUGUUCUAUGGUUCUUCGUGACGAGAACUUCGGGCGGAUGAGCAUAGACGAGUGGAGAACUGCAGUGGCUCCUAAGGUCCAAGGGACAUGGAAUCUCCACCAUGCUACUCUCGCCGCUGGGAUCGAACUUGACUUCUUUAUUUUGUUCUCUUCCAUGUCUGGAGUCACUGGACAAGCCGGUCAGGCAAACUACGCCGGAGCGAACACUUUCCUGGAUUCCUUUGUGCAGUACAGAACAAGCCUUGGUCUCGCGGCAUCUUCCCUGGAUAUUGGAGCAGUGCAAGAUGUUGGUUAUGUUUCGCAAGACGAUGCUCUUCUGAAGAGGAUGAAGCUCGCAAGUGCACAUGGAAUCACGGAGCCUGAACUCAUGGAAGCUGUCAGCGCAGCUGCUCUGUUCCUUAAAACUUCUCCGGCUAGCUGCGAUACCCUCGCUGAGCAUUUUGUGGACAAGAACACCAUUGCACUGGGUCUAUCGACAGCAAUUCCCUUAAGCAGCUCCGAAAGCCGUGCGUUUUGGAGAAAGGACGUGCGAAUGGCCGCCUACCACAACUCUUCCAAGAUCAGUGCGGGAACCUCUGGCUCGAACAGUGAUAAUCUCAAGUCGUUCAUGGCGCGAGCCAAGGAAGAUGCGAGCAUUCUCAGCAGCGAGGAGUCGACAAUAUUCCUUGCUCAAGAAAUAGGCAAGAAGCUGUUUAUGUUCCUUCUGAAGUCGCCGGAGGACCUGGAUACGUCUGUGUCACUUGCCCAGCUGGGAAUGGAUUCUUUGGUCGGCGUCGAGAUGCGCAGUUGGUGGAGGCAGGCAUUUGGGUUCGAUAUCAGCGUCCUUGAAUUGCUGGGAAUGGGAAACCUGGACGGACUGGGUAGGCAUGCGGCGGAAGGAGUUCUGAAGACACUGAGUGAAGAACAUGCAUAG
Molecule: messenger RNA, 7494 nt
Organism: Penicillium samsonianum
Lineage: Eukaryota; Fungi; Ascomycota; Eurotiomycetes; Eurotiales; Aspergillaceae
Product: type I polyketide synthase
Exons: 6
Coding region: 1-7494 (2497 amino acids)
Biological process (GO): fatty acid biosynthetic process; secondary metabolite biosynthetic process
Molecular function (GO): fatty acid synthase activity; oxidoreductase activity; phosphopantetheine binding
Source: RefSeq, a predicted model, not a curated record